GGAUCUGACACGUGUGAGUCACCUUACUUUGGCAUAAUCAAUAGUCUUAGGCCAUUUGAGGCAAAAACUUGGGUCACACAGUUAUAUAUGUAGUGACCAAUGUUUUUCUGUAGUGAACCAUGUUUUUGCCCCAAGUGGCUUGGGACUAUUCAUUAUGCCAUUCGAAGGUGACCCACACGUGUCGGACACCUUUGAUAUUAUUGUGACAGUAAAUUAUGAUACUUUGCAUAUAACAAGGAUUGCAUAUUAAAAGUAAAAUCAUGCAUUGUAUUUCAGUAAUAUCUAUUUUGAUCAAAGGAAAAUUUACAGUGGAGGGGUGAAGGUUAGUGUCACACCGCCAAAAGUAUGUUGUGGAUUUUCCAGCUCUUUAUUGUUGAAAUGGCUAUGUCAGGACGCAUAUCGUCAGAUUUUCAAGGUCCAAUAUCACUGGGAUCAGCAGAAGACUCUGACCACAGUUGUCAGCCUUGUCUUCACAUUGGUAAGCAUGUAACAGCUCACGGAUUUUGUGUGGAAUGCCAGGAAUAUCUAUGCAAAACUUGCGUUGAGUAUCACAAGAGGAAAAAAUUCUCACGUAAUCACCAACUUCUUGAUAAAGAUAAGUUUGAAAAGCAUGUUAUUUCCAGGAAAGAUUCGGAGGAAUGCACUGAAAAAUGUUCUGUGCAUAAAAAGGAAAUAAUUAAAUUUUUCUGUCCAACACACAAGGCUCUUGGCUGCAAUGACUGUAUUAUCUUGGAUCAUAGGGCAUGUAAGAUUGACUACAUACCCGAUAAAUGUGCAGGUAUAGGGGCCAGCAAGGAAUACAGGGAUAUCAUGAAGAAACUGAACGAGAAAAAUAAAGACGCAGAGGAUGUCACGAAGAAAGCUGAAGUAAGAGAUAAAGAGAUAGAUAAAUGCCAUGCUAAUAUUAUCAAGGAACUCCUCAACUUCAGAAAGGAAAUAAAUGAGCGGCUAGAUCAAUUACAAUACGAAAUUCAGAAAGAUGCUGACAAAAAGAAAUCCAAUGAUAAAAAGAUAAUUCAGAUGGUACUUGAUGAAUGUGCAAAUAUGUCUUCUGAUAUCAUGAAAUUACAAUCAAGUUUACAGGCUAACAAAUCAUCACGACAGAACGGACAACUUUACAUCAACAUGAAACGUGCUGAGUCUAAACUGAAGUUAGAUGAAGUGCAGAUGGCAGUUGAGAAUCUAGCGAAGACAGAAAUGCAAUACUUCUUUGAAAGGAGCACUGAUCUUGAAAAUGUGUUGUCCAAACACAAUAUAUUUGGGAAGUUAAGUAUUAGUACCAACUUGGUCACUUUCACAAAGAAAAAAAUAAAAUCUCUAACGCACAAAGAAGAUAUAGAUGUAAGAACAAAGUCAGAUAGCGGUUGGUUUUACUGCUAUAUCACAGGAUGCGCAAUCUUGUCCACUAACAAACUUGUACUGGCUGAUAACAAUGAAUGCAAGCUGAAAGUUUUCGACAGACAGAGUACAACUCUGAUAGAAGAGAUAAAACUAGAAUCAAAUCCAUCGGGCAUAGUUGUGAUGCCCUAUGACCAGAUUGCAGUAACAGUACCAGGAAACAAAGAAAUUCUUAUAAUGAAAACAGCUGGUAAACUGUCAACUGUCCACAAGAUUCCAGUUAAAUGUGACUUCAGAGGUAUUACUUACCAUCAAGAUUAUCUCUACUUGGUUUGCAAGAAUCCUAAAAGUGUACUGGUACUGGAUACACAAGGUACUAUCCAGUACUCAAUAUCCCUGAAUAAUGACAUAUUUAAACACCCCAAAAGUAUUGUGGUAAGUGAGGAUUCCAGACAUUUCUAUAUCAAUGACUAUGCUAGUGACUGUGUGGUCAGUAUAACAUUACAAGGCGAUGUAUCAGCUGUGUACAAACAUAAGGAACUUAGUGAACAACGAGGGAUGGUGAUGUUAGAUGAUGGAUCAUUGUUGGUGUGCUGCUACAACAGUAAUUCCUUCAUCAUAUCUCUGGAGACUUAAAGCAAGGGCAGACAAUGAUAAAUGAUCUAGAGCGUCCACAUUCUAUAUGCUACAGUCAUUAUCAUGAUGAAGUCUUUAUUGGCUGCUGGGGCAAUCAGCUGAAAGUGUUUAGUAUGAAAUGAUCUAUCACAACAACUCUCUAUAAGUAAAUUUACAGAUCAAAUAUUUUGAAUGACUACAAACUGUACAGAUACAAUAAAGUAGAAUUUCAAGUUUCUAGUUUCAUUUUGAUCUGUCAAAACAAAGAAAUAAUUGAUAAUAAAUAUUUCAAGAUGUUUAACUUCUAUGCAAAAUCAUCUGUACACAAAAUGAAAAUAUAAAAGCCAAAUAAACAAUUUCAGUUAACGUUAUUAUACAAUUUGUUUAUAUUUCAUGUAACCUUAUAUAUUUGGCUUUUACAUGUGAUAUCUGUGAUUUACUGACUUCGAAUAUAUCAACUGAAUUUGUUAUUUUUGUCACGUUUACAAAUGUUAGAUAUACAGUAGAACCUUUACAGAGCGUAUCUUUGAUUUAUGACCUUGUUUGUCUGAUUUUGACCUUUCAAGCAAAUUGAUCUUCUUACAGAUUUUAUUACACCUGUCUUUUUGUUCAUGAGUUCUAUCAAGUUUUGUUUAUAACUUUUACGUUUUAUUUGAAAUAAUCUAACUGUUAGAAGCUUCUUCGUAAUACACAAGCACUGUGCUUCUAAAGACUUUUGUUAUCAUAGGUUUUACCAUAUUUUACAGCUGUUUUUGUUCUGUUUGUUUGAAGUGUCAGAUAUGUCUCUUUAUGUCAAUUUCUCACGGUAUAAAUAAAGAUUAUCAUUUA
Molecule: messenger RNA, 2781 nt
Organism: Mercenaria mercenaria
Lineage: Eukaryota; Metazoa; Mollusca; Bivalvia; Venerida; Veneridae
Exons: 2
Coding region: 346-1974 (542 amino acids)
Biological process (GO): positive regulation of DNA-templated transcription
Cellular component (GO): chromatin; nucleoplasm
Molecular function (GO): ubiquitin-protein transferase activity; zinc ion binding
Source: RefSeq, a predicted model, not a curated record